This is a messenger RNA of Sipha flava (yellow sugarcane aphid), 1974 nucleotides long. RefSeq names its product extensin-like. The transcript is spliced from 3 exons. NCBI's taxonomy places the organism in Eukaryota, Metazoa, Arthropoda, Insecta, Hemiptera, Aphididae. The record is from RefSeq and is a predicted model, not a curated record. Bases 439 to 1707 code for a protein of 422 amino acids.
AAAAAUAAAAUGUUUUUGAUCUUUAAGUAGAAGUAGAUCCGUGCGAAGCGCUGUCCAAAAAAAUUGUGAUUUGAUUAAUCUAUACAGACGCAUUGCCGUGUUAGUACGAACGCCAUCUUCAGCGAACCCGUUCGAGAGGAUACAGACAGGGAACGUUAAUGAGUUGACAUUUUGACCUGUACGUUGUGAAGCUAUUAUCUCGACCCACGGGUGCACGGUAUCGGUAUGCAGAGUUGCACAUGUAUAGCAUAACACGUUAGACCAGAUUAUAGCAGAGACCCAAACAGCGCACCAGGUAAAUUUUGUUCUAAAGAUCGAUGACCCUUGUUGAUAUGAUGAUGGAAGGGAGCUUAAUAGACCGGAAAGAUUCACCAUGCCAGUCUUCGUUACAUAAUCGCACUAGGCACACUGCUUACUGCGCUUUAAAAACAAGAUACCAUGGAUUUAACAAAACUUUGGGUUAUUGUGGUUUUUAUAAUAUGCUACGAACAAUUCAGCAUCGCAAGCAACGUCAAUGUACUCAACAAGAACGAUCCUGGCAGAUCAAGGCCGAAAAAAUCAGCCAAUGCCGACAUAUACCUGGCACUUCCGCCGGAAAAUGUUAAGACCGGUAAAGAAGAUAGCUCUCCGACGUUGAUACGCUUGGAACCCAAUGUUCCCAACAAGUUCAGAGGCAAGUUUCCUGCUCCAAUUGAACGCUUCAUACAACGCAUACAAAACUAUUUUUCCGUAUACAACCCUCCAGAGUACCUAAAUGACUUGAGACCCGGUAUCAAUAAUUCAGAGAACGAUGGAGACCAGAUAGAUAAUUCUAAUGACACACAAAUUAUACUUCCAUGCAACGGCACAAGUACGAUAGUGAUCAUUCCAGUACCGUUAGAAAAUGAAAUUAGCAAUCAAAAUACAAAUCCGGACAAAUCAGAGGGUUACAAAGAUCCUACGACGCAGAAACCGUAUUAUUUCGAUUUAGGGACUUCUAAGCCGCCAUAUCCUGAAGAAGAAACUACGACUAAGGCGAAAUGCCCUGAAGCGGUAACUACGCCAAAACCGAAUUGUCCCCAGGAAAUUACUACGCCAAAACCGAAUUGUCCCGAAGAAGUAACUACGACUAAACCAAAAUGUCAUAAAGAAAUUACAACACAAAAACCUAAGUGUCCUGAAGAAGUGACUACAAUUAAACCAAAAUGUCCGGAAGAAAUAACUACAACAAAACCUUUAUGUCCUGAAGUUACUACACCAAAACAAGAGAUAUGCACUGAAGAAACUACGACUUCAAAGCCCAAAUGUCCGGAAGUAACUACUCCAAAACCCAAAUGUCCGGAAGUAACUACUCCAAAAUCCAAAUGUCCGGAAGUGACUUCUCAAAAACCUCAAUGCCUACCAACUCCUCAAAAACCAAUUUGUCCACCCAGACCAAAUACAGCUUCGAGUGAUCCAAAACCUAUAUCUGGUUAUAGUGGACCCAAUGAAGUUCCACCGCUGAACCUAGUUGCCCAACCCGUUGUUGGCUCCUCCGUGUUUUUCUACUACAAAAAUCUUUCUACUUCGUCCCCAGAUUUACCGUUGCCCGUAUACUACGUGCCAAAUACUCAGGCACAUUACGAAGUUCAAACGAGCACUCGUAGACCGAAACCGCCUCUUGCACGUCUAAAACAAUUAUUAUUCCCUCGUUUAUAUGCAGCUUUCCAUCCUGAAGAUCAAGAAUAAUAUAUUUUAGGCUCAACGUGAAAAUAUAUAAUAAUAAUUUAUAUAUUUAUACAUUAGGAUUAUAUAAUUAUUUAUUUGUAUUCAUUUUUAUAUACAUACAUAUUGUAAUAUAUUAUAUUAAAGUUUGCUAUAACUCAAAAUUAUGACAUAAGACCGGAAUAAAAUAUUUUAAUGGUAGUAACUUAUUAAACGUUGAAUCGAACUCACAAAUAAUAUUGUAUUGGAUUGAAACAAGAAAAUAAUAUUAAUUAUGCCACUUAUUUCAUU